AUGGCUGUUCGACGAGCAAGUAGAGGAAACACAAAGGCGAGGAAUAUGCCUUGUAACACUUCAUUGUUUUCUGCGAUUGCAAGGCGCUAUUUAAAGUGGCCAAAGUCAAACACAGCGGACUACGCUAGAGGAAGUGAUUGUCAUGGGAACAUAGCGUGUGGUAGCGUUUCCCGUGAGGAAAUCGGACGAGGCUUGUGCUAA
Toxoplasma gondii ME49 is the source of this 201-nucleotide messenger RNA. RefSeq lists its product as hypothetical. The record is from RefSeq and is a predicted model, not a curated record. The transcript has 3 exons. The coding region runs from base 1 to 201 and encodes 66 amino acids. Lineage: Eukaryota; Apicomplexa; Conoidasida; Eucoccidiorida; Sarcocystidae.